GGCAGAGAGAGGAAAGAUGGCUACAUCGGCUUGGCUGCGUGGUCCAUCUGCUAUGCGACUAACGGAGGGCCUGGUGUCGGUUCUGAAAGAACAGCGUCCAGAGUAUUUACCCGCCCUGUUGGCCAACUACAGAGAGCACGGCGUGUUUCAGACGCAGGGCGGGAGCGCCGUCGGGGGUCUCGUGGGUUUCAGCAAUGCCAAACUGGGCUCGAGCAAGACCAGGUUUGAGGGGCUCUGCCUGCUCUCUAUGCUGGUUAAGGACAGCUCCAGUGAGCUCUUCCAGCAGCAAUGCGUUUCCUGGCUGCGCUCCCUGCAGCAGGUCAUACAGUCUCAGGCCCCGGUUCAGACCAUCCAGCUGGCGGUGAACAUUCUGAAGGAUCUUCUGCAGUACUCGUCCCAACUGGCCGAGCUCGCCAGGGAGGUCGGCCUCAACUCCAUCCUGGGCAUCCUCACGUCUCUGCUGGGCCUCAAGACAGAGUUUGAGCUGGCAGCCAUGGAGGGGAUGACGGCCUGCAUGACCUACUACCCAAGAGCCUGCGGAUCCCUCAGGGACAAACUAGGAGCUUUUUUCCUCUCCAAAAUGGACAGCACCAACAAAAAAACACAAGAGAUGGCCUGUCAGUGUUAUGGCCGCCUGCCCUGUCUCGGGGGCCUGUUGGACAGAGGGGUGGCUGCUGGCAGAGCUGAGGGCUGGACCAAUCAGAUUCACUGCCUGCUGGCCUCAGCCAAUGGGCUGCUGGCUCUGAUCUACCAGGGUUCAGAAACAGAUGGAGCGGUGCAGUACGAAGGCCCGGGCGUGGAGCUGGCCUUCCCUCACCUCGACCAGUCGGAUCCCCUGCUGCUGCUGCAGCUCCAGCACCGAUACACUGCUGUCUGCCUGGCGCUCAAGCACACACUCGGGAUGGAUCCAGCCUCCGCUGUCCGUCUGCCUGUCCGACCGAUACUCAACCUGGUGUGCCGAGUCCUCGCUGUCAGCUCCAAGAGCAUAAAUUUAACAGGCGAUGGAGGUGUCAGGUUGCUGGUCUUGCCCGUCAUACACACCAACACACUCGAGGUCUUAUCGGCUCUUAUCACAGCUGUGCGUGGCGGCAUGGUCCAGUACGCCGCUGUGCUACAGAGGCUGUUCUCUCAAACCCUGUCCGCCUGGACGCCUCUACCAGAAGCCAGUCUGGGACAGCAGAGAGCCUACAGCUCGGUGCGGGUUUCGGUCUACAGGACCUUAGAACUGUGGGUCCAGGUGGGCGGAGCCUCUGCGAGCAUCCUCCAGGGAAGCCCCGGCCACUCCGAACUACUGUUUACUCACCUGCUAAGUGACAUCACACCAGGGGCGGAGUCUGUCAAGCUCCGGGCGGGUCUGUCAGCAGACGCAGUCCCUGGAGGGAAGCCCGGCCCUCGAAGGACAAAACCUUUGGUCAUGUCGGAUGGACUCAGCCCGUCGCUCCAGCGGAAAGGAGACCUUCUGACUAAUCAGGAUACUUGCCUUUCAGCCCUCAGGGCACUGAGGCAUAUCAUCCUGACCAGUGGUACUCUGCUGAAAGAUGAUAUACACAAGCGCCUCCAUGACGUCGUGCUACCGCUGUGUGUGCGUCUGAAGCAGCAGCAGACCAGCAGCAGCAUUUCAUGUGAAUCUGCAGGGUGCAUCAGUGGGCAGUACAGCAGUGCCCUCCCCCGACAAGAACUGUACAGGUUAUUGCUGGCUCUGGUCCUGGUCCCAUCACCGUGUUGGCCUCCACCUCUGACCUGUGCCGUGUCCAUCCUCAGCAAUGGACGCAAUGAUCGGAACCUAAAGGUCUCUACAUUCUGCACUGAGGCUCUCACCAUCUGCAACUCCCUCCUCCACCCCCGCAUACCCUCCAUCGCUCUCCCCUUACCCCCACUCACCCUGAAACCCACCCCAACCGCUCCAGUCCUCCCCUCCUCCCAGGGCCCUUCCACUGGACUCACUUUGCCAACGCUCCUCGGGGGCCCUGCCCCCGGUCCUCCCUUUCCCACCCGCCACUCCCUCGGCCUGGGUCCCGCCUCCCUGCUGGGCUCUCUGGAGAACCACCUCUCCCUGGUUCCGGGGCUGCCGGGCCAGGCGCCCACCCCAGGAGACAUGCUCCUGUCCCACCAGCAGGACCCUUCCGGGCUUGGCCUCCCAGAGGGGCAGAGACCCGUGUUCGUCCGCUACGACAGGGAGGAAGCGGAGGAUGUAGAGAUCUCUCUGGCCAGUGACUCGGAUGACAGCGUAGUCAUCGUCCCUCCGGGGAUGCUCAACAUGGAGAACCAGCAGGAGGAGACGGCAGCAGCAGGAGCAAACUCUCAGAACAUGGCCUCUGCUGCACCAGGAGGCGCCACAGUCACACUAGCUGGAGGAGACUCUGUCGCCAUGAUCCCAACAACAGCAACCACAACCACAAUAGACAGGGUCUCGCUCCCCAAUGACCUCACAACCUCAUCCCCUCUACUCACUACCUCCACUACGCCGAUCAACUCCUUUCCUCCUCCCAGCUCCUCGGUGGUCUCCCUGGUUCCCCCUUUGAACUCCAGCACACUCACAGCUCCGCCUGGUGGUCUGGGGGACUCGUUGCCUGGCAGACCCCAGCUCCAGCAGAUGCUGAUGCAGCCCUCAGUGCCUGGCCAGCCCGGCCCCAUGGGUCUGCCACUCCAGAUGCACCAGCUGCAGAAUCAGCUGGGCCAGCAGGGACGGCACCUGCACCAGCAUCAGCAGCCGCUAGCCAGUAACGAAGACUCUGCCGUCAUCAACAUCAACAGCACCGACGAGGAGGAGGAAGAGGAGGAGGACAUGGAGGAGGAUGAGGAUCUGGACGAGGAGGAGGAAGGGAUGGAUGAGGAGGAGGAAGAGGAGGAGGAUGUGAGCGAUUUCCCAGAGGACGAGUUGUAUGACGGGGAGUAUGAUAAUUAUGAUGAAGAAGAGGGGGAAGAGCUGGAAGAAGAGGAGGAGGAGGAGGAAGAUGAGGAUGGGGAUAUACCUCCACUGGAGGGAGCAGAGGACAAUGAUGGAGAGGCGGGCAUAGAGGGGGGGAAGGUGCUCCGAGCAGCGGUGGAUGAAGAGGGGAUUGCUGGUUUCAGUGUGGAGGGAGAAGCAGAAGGAGGGAUCGAGGAGAUCCAGACCAACAGAUCGCUGUUCGCAGAGGACAGGAUGAAGGUUCAAAAGGUAGAGAGCAUUGGGGUCCUGGAGGAGGCACGAGAGGGGGAGGGGGAGGAAGACGAGAGUGAGAGGAUGGACGACCCCACCAUGCCGCAAAUCCUCUGCGUCACCGGAGGAGCACUGGAGGAGAGGGAGGAGACCGAGGAGGAAGGAGGAGGAGCUGGGGGAGUAGGAGGGCUGCAGGAGGAGGCGAGGUCGUGGGAGCUGGGAGCCAAUGAGAUAGAGCUGACAGCCGCCGCAGAAGAUUGCGCAACCAAUCCGACUCAACAGGAGUUAGGAGCUGAGCCUGCACAGGACGCCAGCGUGAGCGAUAACCAGCCGCCCGGCCGCCAGGAGGAGCAGCUGGCAGCUGUUCAAGAGGGAGACUCUGCAGCAGAAGAUCCGGAAACCUCAACGGGCCAGAGUCCACAAGAGCAAGAGGAAACGACGGACGCUGAGAAGAGAGAGAGUCAAAGGGAGCAGCAGGAGACGGAAGGAGGAGGAGGAGGAGGGGGCGGGGAGAGUGAUGGAGAGGAGGGGAAAGGCCUGAAGAGGAAGAGGGAGGAGGCACAGCAGGAGGAAGAAGCGGGACGAAGCCCUGAGAAGAAAAAGCUGGACGAUGAAGCCAUGGCGUCCAUGUUGGCUGAUUUCGUCGCCUGUCCGCCCGACGACGAAGACGGAGCCUCCGGAUCGACUCGCUCAUAGAUGGUCGCUUACCUGAACUGAUGUUAUGAAGUUACCAUGGAUACAGAAGAUACUGAAUCAUAAGUGACAUUUCCAAGGUUUAGUUGCCUUAAUGCAGCAACUCCCUUAUCAUAACAGUCAUUCUACAGUGAUGAGAUCAACCGGUGGAAUGCUUCCUUUCUUUUAACGAUGAUGCCAGCUAGGAGCUACUCUGCGUGGGCCGUGGGAACUCUUUACCGUGACAUCAACCCGCUUUUACUCUGCAAGAAGUAGUUUAUCACAAGCUAAAAGAGGCUAGUUUCAGUCCCAAGUCCAGCUGUACUUGUGUACAGUACAUAGUAUCCUUCACUUAGUGUAAGUGGUUUUCUUGGAUUUAUACGUACCUUGUAUGCUCUUUGUUUUGUCAUCACUGUCAUAUGCUUUGUUAUAAAAACGUAACAAAAAUCAAACGUGAGUUACGUACACUACUUUUCUUCUCCUUAGAUUUAAUGGCUAAUCACAAAACUAUUUCGUUUUUUUUCCCCCUUUUUAAAUUUGGUUUGUUGUCCCACAUCACAUGAGGUGACCCAGUGAGGUCUGCUGCUCACCCAUUGUAACUAGGACAUAGGAAGGGGAUUUCGUUUUUGGGGGAAUUUAAAAAUAAAUAAAUGUGU
Messenger RNA from Anoplopoma fimbria (sablefish), 4467 nucleotides. It is a transcript of the gene pelp1, whose product is annotated as proline, glutamate and leucine rich protein 1. Lineage: Eukaryota; Metazoa; Chordata; Actinopteri; Perciformes; Anoplopomatidae. The record is from RefSeq and is a predicted model, not a curated record. Gene Ontology annotation, biological process: rRNA processing. Gene Ontology annotation, cellular component: nucleus.